Molecule: messenger RNA, 1326 nt
Organism: Punctularia strigosozonata HHB-11173 SS5
Lineage: Eukaryota; Fungi; Basidiomycota; Agaricomycetes; Corticiales; Punctulariaceae
Product: porphobilinogen deaminase
Exons: 3
Coding region: 104-1195 (363 amino acids)
Biological process (GO): heme biosynthetic process
Cellular component (GO): cytoplasm
Molecular function (GO): hydroxymethylbilane synthase activity
Source: RefSeq, a predicted model, not a curated record
UUGCUCGCAAUCUCCAUCUCCGCUCCGAGUUCUUACUGUUACCUGUAUAUCUCAUCUUGAUUCAACAGGCUAAACCGGACGCGAUCCCCUCGACACUACGACUAUGGCUAGCAGCACCCCCGCCCCCGCCCCCACGGGCGCCAGGCGCUCGAUCACCCUCGCCUCGCGCGCGUCCCAGCUGGCGCAGAUCCAGACGGUCUCCGUCCGGGACGCGCUCGCGGCCGCGUUCCCGUCCGUGACGUUCGAGACGGCGUUCAUGAGCACCGAGGGGGACAAGAACCAGUCGCAGGCGCUGUACCUGCUCGGCGGCAAGGCGCUCUGGACGAAGGAGCUCGAGGUCGAGCUGCUCGAGGGCCGGGUCGACAUGCUCGUGCACUGCACGAAGGACGUGCCGACCGUGCUGCCCCCCGGGUGCGCGCUCGCGGCGAUCGCGGAGCGCGAGAGCGCGGUGGACAGCUUGGUGGUGAAGAAGGGCUUGCCGUACAAGACGCUGGCGGAGCUCCCGGACGGUGCGGUGGUGGGCACGAGCAGCGUGCGGAGGGUCGCGCAGCUGCGGAGGGCGUACCCCAAGCUUACUUUCCUGGACGUCCGCGGAAACCUGAACACCCGCCUGGCCAAGCUUGACGCGGAAGACGGGCCCUACACCGCGAUCGUCCUCGCGCGCGCGGGGAUGGACCGGCUCGGGUUCGGGGACCGCAUCACGGCCGACAUCGGCCCGCCGACGCUCUACUACGCCGUCGGCCAGGGCGCGCUGUGCAUCGAAGCCCGGGCGGACGACGCGUUCGCGCGCGAGCUCGGCGCCGCGAUCACCCACCGGCGCACGCAGUGGGAGUGCCUCGCGGAGCGCGCGUGCCUGCGCGUGCUCGAGGGCGGGUGCAGCGUCCCCGUCGGCGUGCACACCACGCUCGUCGAUGCCGGCGAUGAGGGAGGGAAGAGCGCGCUGAGGAUGACGGGGUGCGUGACGGGGAUCGAUGGACGGCUGCACGUGGAGCAUACGCUGAACGAGCCCGUGGGGUCGCUGGAGGAGGCGGAGGCGGUCGGCGUGCAGAUGGCGAAGAUAUUGAUCGAUACCGGCGCGAAGGAGAUCUUGGACGCGGUCGCGGCGGACAGGGAGAAGAGGGUGGGCGAGGCGAAGGCAGCCGAUGAGGUUACCAAAAUUGAGACCGCGAUGGAUGGUCCGACGGCGCAGGCUUGAUGGGCGUUCCGGCAUAAAUCGGGCGUAUGUGUGUGCAAUACAAAAGAUGUAUUCUUGUAGAGUGUAUACCACAUACUGGGCCUAUCAAGAUGGACGAAGGGACUAGAGCGAGGAGCAAGCUCGAGGUGCAU